AUGGGUAGCAAAGAUUUUAUAAUUAUCUAUGCUAAUGACUUUACCGUGGACGAUGGAAUGAAAGAUUGCUCCACUGACUAUGGAUUUUGUAGAGUAUCGAGUCAUGAUUUACCAGACGGCACGACAUAUUGUACUCACAUGAUAGUUCAGGGUCACAUCGGGGGUAAUAAUCGAUACAUCGAAGCCAGUGACACUGCAUGUUUUCAUCUUCAUGGCAAUGUUUUUCAUUGGACUUUUGAUCAAAUAGAUUGUCAUCAUUAUUGUUAUCCUGACCCUAUUUCAGAAAUCACUUCAGGUACUGAUCCAGGUUCAAAAUCAUGUUGUGUUUAG
This is a messenger RNA of Entrophospora sp. SA101, 330 nucleotides long. The record is from the annotation of a GenBank genome assembly. NCBI's taxonomy places the organism in Eukaryota, Fungi, Glomeromycota, Glomeromycetes, Entrophosporales, Entrophosporaceae.